Messenger RNA from Argiope bruennichi, 5235 nucleotides. Its product is annotated as synaptotagmin-15-like. The transcript is spliced from 8 exons. Gene Ontology annotation, molecular function: clathrin binding; SNARE binding; calcium ion binding. Gene Ontology annotation, biological process: cellular response to calcium ion; calcium-ion regulated exocytosis; regulation of dopamine secretion. Bases 252 to 1634 code for a protein of 460 amino acids. NCBI's taxonomy places the organism in Eukaryota, Metazoa, Arthropoda, Arachnida, Araneae, Araneidae. The record is from RefSeq and is a predicted model, not a curated record.
UCGUCGCUGGAAACGGAUGGCAUCCCGAACAUACGGUGACUCCCGAAUGGGACCCUUUCGAAAUUAAAAGAAGUGUGUAAAUCACGUGUUUCGGAAAUCUCUAACGGGAACAGAACACAAGUCGGAAGAGGAAAACUACGGGAAGGAACAGAAAAUUUGGGCAGGAAUUCGGAAGAAGAUCCCUCUUCCACCUAACAUCCAAAUAUAAGCAAUUAGUCACCUUUCUCUUCUGCUACAAUGCGUCCAUCAUCAUGAAGUGGUGGCGGAAUUGCUGUUGCUGCUGCGCUUGCUGGUCUCCAGGGUCCGAGAAGGCGUCAGCACUGGACGAUGCUAGUUCGCUGAUUCAGCAUGAUCCAACCUCCUCAAGUCAGGGAUGUGAUUCUGAAGUGCAAGCAUUUUAUGUUCCUAGAAGGCACUCAUCUUUCAACACUAGUACGUACAGUACUGUUUCCACUCAACCCAACCAUUGCCAGUCGGACACUUGUUCAUCCUCGGGCGAUGAGGACAACCCCACCUGCAUCGAGCAGAGAUCUAGGUGCUGGUCAACGAUUCCAUCAACUAAUGCAACCGAUGUCGCAGCAUUAGUCUCUGAAAAAUGUUCCACAGCACCAAGGAGCAACUCUCUUUCGAACUGCAGAACCGUGAACAACCACGAGGGUGACUCGGGGGUGAUGAGCAAUCAACGAACACCUUUCUCGUUCGACAAACACCGUUUGAGUGAAAUACGGGAGACGGAAUCGGGGGAGGAACCCCAGAAGAGGGUGGACGACGAAAUAUACGGGUACCUGAUCUUCGACACCUCCUAUGAUGAGCAGGAGCAGAGGCUAACAGUAUUCUUGGAUCGAGUGACUGGACUUCCGAAGAAGUCUAUCGAACCAGAGCACCAGCAGUAUAGUACCUUUGUUCGUUUGAGCAUCACAUCUUCCAGAAAGCAUUUCCUUCUGUCCCGAACGAUUAAGAACUCGCUCAACCCAGUCUUUAAGGAGGAACACGUCUUCCACACGAACAGGUCCAAGUGGAAGAGCUUCUGGCAGACCGCUCUGAAGCUAAGUGUGUUCGACUGUGAUCGGCAAGGGCGGCACGAUGCAGUGGGCCACACCCUCUUGCCAUUAACCAAUAUCUCAGACAAGCGUAAACAACAUCGUUUACCGCUCACCCCCAUGUCCAUGCCAGUGAUGAACAUUGGUCAGCUGUUGGUCAGUCUUUUCUAUUCAGCCACUCAAAGUCGAUUGGCCAUUCAUGUGAUCAAAGCCAGAAAUUUGAGGGUCGACCCGGAAGGCCACAAGCGGAAUCUGCGACCGCUCAAUAAAGGAAAAGAAACAUUUGAUACUUUUGUAAAGGUGACUUUAAUGUGUGGUGGCCAAAAAGUGAAGACUAACCGAUCCCAAGUGGUGCCAGAAAAGUCGGAUCCUAUGUACAACCAUAAAAGUGACUUCGUAGUCCCUCCUACCUUCCUACAGGAGUCCAGCGUUGUGAUCACCGUCAUCAUAAAAGGAGUGCUAGGACGAUCACUCCCUUUGGGACGAGUCACAGCUGGACCUUAUGUCGAAUUGGCCAAUGGAACUCAGACCCAGUGGGGUCGGAUGGUCCAUGACAAUCGGUCUGUAGUGCAGUGGCGGAACCUAUAUUUAUAAAGUGCAUGUUGCUCUAAUAAUGUUCGGUGCAUUAAUAGCUUUAAAAUGUGCUUGAAAUCAUGAAUCAUUUCAGCUUAUAACGCUGUCAUUUGUUUUCAUUAUCUUAGAUAAUGUUAAUGGUUUCUUUUCGUUUUCCUCUGUUUUAAAUCCACACAUAUGAAAUAUCAACGAUUUUUUUGUACGAUAUAAGCUUUAUAUACGUUUUUAUUUCUCAACAAGAAUUUUACAUAAUUAACAUUUUCUCUCGCAUGUGCAAAUCUUACACGAUUUCCUUGAGCUGGUAUCAAGGGGCAGAAAUCCGACGAACAUUGUUUCGUGUACAGAGGAAAAUUAAUUAUUAUUGUGUAUAUAUCAUCUUACAGAGGAAUCGUGAAUUGUAAAGUAUUGUCAUUUAGUUUUAAAAUUAUGGUACUACCAAGCUUUGGAGAAAAAAAAAUCAUUUGCUAAAAGUCAUAAUCAUGUAGUAAAAAUUAUUCCAAUGAUGUAUCAUGAAUGAUGAUGCAUUAUAAAUCUGUUGUUGUAAUUACUUAUUACACAUAUUUCUAUGCACAUGAUAUAAUGACAUGAAUUUUGCAUAUGAUGUAAAAUUAUAGAAUUCUUGAUAUAGGCUAUUUCCUGAUAACUUGAUACGAUAAUUCACGCAAGUUGGUAAUUUAACCUGUACUUACGAACUAUGAAUUUUGGCUAUUGACAUUUCCAGAAAAUACAAGCAGAAUCAAUAUUCACAUAUAAUAAAUACCACAAUUUGAAAAUACUUUACUUUUUCCUUCCUUUGGUGUAAAAAAAAAGAUACAGUGUCAACGGAAUCACCUUCCUCUGCAUAUUCAAUGGCGCCGUUGCUAUACCACUGAGUAAUUUGUAAUUCAUUUGCUGCCUGAAACUAAUAUUUCUUCACGAAUUAUCUUGCGGAUAAUUUAAGUCUUCACUUCUUUUAUGUGAUUCCAAAUGUGAUGCUUAAUUUUGUUGCUAAAAAUGAAAUACCUACUUCUUUAUGCCUAAGAAUUCCAGUUUACAAACAAUUAAUAUUAAUUUUCUGUCGUCUGAAUGUUAGUUCCACGUUUCUUGCCUAAUUUGUUAUCAAUCUAUGAGACCAAUACUUUCUGUGUACAGCCGACCACCCCGCAACCGCUGAAUGAAGCAGUAUCGACAAUAAUAAGACAAAUACUCUCAUCGUUUUUAUUUUCUCAGACAAUGUUGAGAAAGGAUAAUUGAGGAUUUGCAUGCCUUCUCCAUCCCUAAUUAAAAAAAAAUUCGCAACGUUGAAACGAUCAGAGCGAUAGAGCAUUAAUCGAAAAUGUCUGCGGUUGAUUUAAAUUAUCUACUCAGUUGAUUCCACAGAAAUACAUAUUUAUUCUUGUUCAUGGUAUACAAACAUUAAUUGUGCAUAUAACCUAUAGUUAAUUCACCAAGCAAUUUGAACACUUUGGAGAUUAAGGAAGAAAUAACAAUAUGUAUGAUCUUAUAUGUUUAUUUUUAUUUUUUGUAAUAUGUUCAUUUCUAUAAAUUUCUAAAAAAUUUCUGACAUUUCUUGUCAAAAAAAUUUUAGGAAUUAAAACUCCCAGCUUCUUCUUCUGUUUCUUCUUUUUAUUUAAAAAAAAUAUUAAUAACUCAAUAAUUCUUCUAUUCAGUUAAAUACAUCUGACAACAAAUGAUCCUCUAAGAAGUAAAAUAAGUUGAAAUUAAGAUUAAUGAAUUACAUUAUUGGAAAAAUAAAUACCUGUAGAAAAUAACCUGUUUCAAUAAUUCAGAAUAUACCCUCGAAUAACAAAGAAUAUAUGAUAAAAGUUUUUUUUCUCUUUAUACCGAUUGCAAAAUAUUUUUAUGACAAUGUAAAGCACAAUUUUCAUGGGGAAAUUUUUAGAUUUUCGCAGCAUAUGGUUUUUAUAAAAAUUUGAAAAUAAAAUUUAGUGAUGUUGAAAGUAUGGUCACUGAAUUCAUGAAUAUCACAUUGUUUUGGAAAGUGUUGCAGUUCUUUUAAAAGCUUCCAGAUAAAAAUGUUUACUUUCUACGACUAGAGACUUCAGUCUUUCUAGACUCAGACAGACUAGACUUUCUACUUCUAGAUUAAAAUUCUUAUUCCAUCAUUAAUAUUAUUGUCAUAAAAAUGUAUUUAAAAAGUGUUCUUAUAAUGUAUUAUUAUGUUGCACAAGUAAUUUUAAAUCACAGAAUGCAAACAAUAGUUCUUGCAUUCAUUUAAAACAUUCAAUUUCUGUAAUUAAUUAAUGAUUAUUUUUUUUAUCUUCCAUUCAAAUGGCAUCUUUUCUUCAACCAAAGAUAUUCAAGUUAAUAGAGUUAACGAAAUUACAAAUUUGAUGAGAGUUUCCCCUUUUUGAAAGAGAUAAAUUCGAACUCGACAACGACUCGUUGUGAUACAUUAAUCAGAUGUGAUCAUGUUCUUUCAAAAACAAAGCUGUGAUUACAACAGUUUUAUGCUUUAGUAUGCUCUAUGCUUUUGAAAUACUUUUCAUAAAAAAAAAUCUGACAUUUAAGAUAAUAAAGUAUAGAAAAAGAUAUAAACAAAUUCCUGCUGCAAACAAAUUGAAAAUGGCACAGUAAUUUUUCACAAUUUGAAAGAAAAAAAACUUGCUAAAUCUUUAAUGAAUCCUAUUUUUUGCCAGCUCUAUGAGUGAAUAGUUAAUAAUUUAUAUGGCAUCAGAAUUUCAAAAUCCCUGCCGCUGUAAAAAAAAAUAUGUAUUCACAGAUUGCAAUUAUAUUUAUAAACAAUCAUUAUCAAGUUAUGUUGGUUGUAUAUCUACAAAAUAAAAUUAUCCUUAUCCUGACUUUCAUUAAAACUUUUCAUUUAUUUAAAAACAAACUCUUCCCAGAGUUUUAUGCAAUAAUCAAAAAUUUAACAAAAAUGCAUGGUGUAUUAAUGAUCAAGAUGAUUUUUUUUCUAUAUUUUAGACUCUUAUCAUAUAUGCAAAAUGAAGCGACGCUCUAUCAUAGUGAUAAUAUUGUGCAUCUCGAAAGAGAUUAUUGACAAGAAACAUAUUCUCAAGAAAAAAAUGAAACAAUUAAAGCGAAUUUCUCUUUUUAAGUAUAUUCCAAAUAUUAGUAACAUGCUUAAGAUAAUGCGAAUUAAUGAAAAUUAAAUAAAUAGAAAAGAUUAAGUUCUGCUACAAAUUUUCGAAUGAAUAUUUUCUUCUUAUCAUUCGAUGAAAAGUAUGAUAUACAAUUAUCAACGGUGCCACUUUUUAAUUCACAAAAUUAUUCCUUUUUUAUAAAAAUAAAUGUUCACUUUUUAUAGAUUCUUCGUUAUUUAUUACUAAAAAUAGUAAGGAAAGUCAUUCCUUUAUUCCUUUUCCUUUAUUUUAUGCAGUGUGUCUCAAAAUGUGAGUCAUGAUUCAAAAUGACGCUGGAAAAAAGUACCAUUUGUGUUCGUUUCAGCGUUGUUUUUUUUCUUGUUGUUGUUAUUACUGUUGUAUUUCGUUUUUGUUUUUUAUUUAUAAGAGGAAAAAGUCAUUUUGUGAUUAAAAACAUUUAAUUAAAAUUUUUCUGAAUGACUUACUCCAUUUUUAUUGUUAAAUCAUUAGUUAAAUAUGUAUAAUUCUGCAGUGUUAGAAGUACAGAAUUUUAUCGGUCCGAAAGUCAUAGAAAUCUG